Messenger RNA from Trichoderma atroviride IMI 206040, 2367 nucleotides. RefSeq lists its product as uncharacterized. Gene Ontology annotation, biological process: regulation of transcription by RNA polymerase II; DNA-templated transcription. Gene Ontology annotation, cellular component: nucleus. NCBI's taxonomy places the organism in Eukaryota, Fungi, Ascomycota, Sordariomycetes, Hypocreales, Hypocreaceae. Gene Ontology annotation, molecular function: RNA polymerase II cis-regulatory region sequence-specific DNA binding; zinc ion binding; DNA-binding transcription activator activity, RNA polymerase II-specific. The record is from RefSeq and is a predicted model, not a curated record.
AUGAUCACCGGCAGAGACGCGGCUGAGGGCGCUGGCAAGGCGUCGCUGAGGAACCUCAAGGCGGCUGAGCCGAGGCCGGAUGCCCCGAAUCCAGGGGAAUCGGAAAUCAGCCCCUUCAGCAUAGACUCUGUCGGCGCGUCAUCGUCGUCGGCCAUUCUCAGCUCCAAGGCCGGGUCGUCCUCGACUUCGUCGUCGCCCAAUGUCGACUGGCUGGUCUCUCGGGUCCAACAGCUGGAGGAGAAGCUUGCCCAGGCUCUGCGCAUCAACGACACUCCGGAUGGGCUCAAGAACCGCACUGAGCAGACGGUGGAGCCAACGGGGGGCUUUGUGGCCAAGUCUCGGUAUUUUGCUCAUAGCCAUUGGAUAUAUGGGCUGAGCAUGCUCACCAUGGAACAAGACCUCAUUGGUCAAGACAAGAUCAACAAGGGAGAUCUAUAUCAGUCACUUGGGAGAUGCAAAGUCCUUGGGCGCAAGAUCAAGAAACAUCGCCUGAAACCUCUCUCGUCUACUAAUCUGGGACUCCAGAUUCCUGCUCGAGAACUCGCAGAUCAGCUCGUCGAAAACUAUCUGCGCACUUUUGAAGGCGUCUUCCGCGUCGUGCAUAUACCCACCUUCAGGACUGACUAUGCGAGGUUCUGGGAAGGCAGCCUUCCGUCCAACGACUCCUUUGUGAUUCUGCUCCAGCUCGUCAUGGCGCUUGGGACAACCGUAUAUGACGACUUCUUCUCCCUGCGGCCAAUGGCGACGCAGUGGAUAUUCGAAGCCCAGAUGUGGCUCAUGAUUCCGCCGGAGAAGAAGAGGAUGAAUAUCGAGGGCAUUCAGAUCCAGUGUCUCUUGCUCCUCGCAAAGUCCACGUGCAAUUGCGGCGUGGACAUGGUGUGGAUGAUGGCUGGGAACCUGGUGAGGAACGCCAUGUUUGUGGGCCUUCAUCGGGAUCCCCAGUUUCUCGGAGACAUGACGAUAUAUCGAGCCGAGAUGCGACGUCGUCUUUGGGCGACUAUCUUGGAGCUCAACGUACAGUUUUCUUUUGAUGCCGGGGGCUCGCCACUGCUUUCCACAGCCCAUUACGACACGCUGCCUCCGGCCAAUCUAAACGACGACGAACUCACUGACGAAAAGGACACUGGCGGAAUUGCAAAAGGUCCAAAGGUGCCGACUCAGACAUCAGUUUUGAGAGCUUUACAGUCGACGAUGGCGCUGCGGCUGAAUCUCAUUAACCAUGUCAACAACACAAGGCCGGGCGAUCACUACGAAGAAACGCUGCGGCUGAAUUCGGAUCUGACAAAAUCUUGCCGAGCCAUCUCAGAGUCUCUCAUGGCUCUCAAAGCAAUACCGAACUCGCCAAUCACAGAGUUCCAUGUUCUCGUGACGGAGAUUUUCCUGUAUCGCUGCUUCCAUGCACUUCACCAGCCCAUCAUCGUCAAGUAUCUAGACGACGCCAAAUUCUACUUUUCUCGACAGAUGUGUCUGGACAGCGCAUUGAAGCUCACGCACAUCUGGGGCUUCCCCGAUGCCUGGUCUCCAGACAAUCCCGCUGCCAGCAAAGCCAUGGAUGCCGACCUCAAGCGACUCGUCACCACCGGGACGGGCAUGUUCCACAACGUUGCGUCGCAGGCCAUGAUCAACGUCCAGUUAGAGCUCUUCCACGCCAAAACCGGCCAGGCGUCGAGCCUCGGCUACCUCCCAACAGUGGGCAGCACCAACCUGCGCGCGCGGCUCAUCGCCACACGGGAAUGGAAGCUCAGCCGCGUCCGCGCCGGCGAGACAAACAUCAAGGGCAUCAUCUUCAUGGAGGCGUGCCUCGCCCACAUCAAGGCGCUCGAGGCCGGGGCCGACUCCAAGGAAAAGACGCGCCUGAUGUUUGAGGCGGCCAUCGCCAUGGGCAAGCAGUGCUUUGAGAUGCUCAAGGAGGUGGCCGAGCGGGAGGGCUUGCCCGCGUCCGAGUGGGACGACGAUGAGACGGCGAGCCUGGACGGGCUGUCGACCAUGUCUGGGAUUCCGAUGGAUUGGAUGCAGGACUGGGUGUUUGACGGCGACCAGGGGAUUUCGUUUCCGCAGUGGGAUCCUGACAUUGAUGGCGGCGACUUCAUGGACGAGCUGGACUUUGAUAUUGGUCAGAUGUAGACGAGGGGCGUGGAAGUGGUAAAGGUGAUGGAUCCUUGUGCUACCCACUACAUGUAGACGAAGUGUUAUUAUUGGCGGGCAUCUAUUUCUAUUUCUGGAGCUGGGCGGGUGGAUGCCAUUCCAGAGUGUAUAAGACAGUGUCUCUGGCCCUCUCAACCCGUAUUGCCUCUCAACUCGUAUUGCCUCUCAACUCAUAUUACCACAUAAGAUUACUUGUACAAUUGAAUCUCAACUUGGAUCAAG